Molecule: messenger RNA, 1764 nt
Organism: Diorhabda carinulata
Lineage: Eukaryota; Metazoa; Arthropoda; Insecta; Coleoptera; Chrysomelidae
Product: zinc finger protein OZF-like
Exons: 2
Coding region: 70-1647 (525 amino acids)
Source: RefSeq, a predicted model, not a curated record
AUUGGUCAGAUCAGAUCUUGAUUAAAUAGUUUACUUUUGUUAUUGUUAUAAGAGGUUAUUGAGAAAGAAAUGGAUAUUCAAAAUGUUAAAGAAGAAAUUGAUAACCGCGAUGAUAUCCUAUCGAAUAUUGAUGUGAAACAAGAAUUAGUUGACGAAUUAUCUGUGUUUAACAUUCGAAAUAUAAAUGUACAUUCAAUCAAACAAGAAAUAAAUGAUAACUUGAAAACAGUUGGAAUAUUUAAUCAUCAUGUAAAUGCAGUUUCAAACAUUUUUAGUACACAAACUACCAUUAAAAACACACUGAAGUAUACAAAAAUUUAUCGUGGAAAGCGAACUAAAGCAAAAGUUACAGGACUGCUAAGGAGGGGAAAAUAUAUUCAACCAAAUGCUUUGGGGUUAAUGAUAUGUGUGUUUUGUGGGAAUUUAUAUACGAAAAGAGUUGAAUUUUUAUGUCAUAUUUCAAUAAAUCAUUGUAUAAAACGAAAUAAGAUUAAAUUACACCAAAAAAACGAUAAAUGUAUUCCUGGAAACUUUGUAAAUGUAAAAGAUGAAUUAGAAUUAGUUGAACAUAAAGUGAAAGUGGAAGCCACGACUCAGUUUAAUGUCACUGAUAACUUGAGCUCACAAAUACAUGAGGGUGUGAAAUCAUUUGUAGAUGGUGGUAGUUCAAAUAUACAUUUGGAUAGUGGUAUAGAAUCAGAGCCCUUACAUUGUGUUAUUUGUUUGAGAUCUUUUACUUGUAAAAGAAAUUUAAACAGUCAUUUGCGUAUUCACACUGGAGAAAAGCCAUUCAAAUGUGACUUUUGUGAAAAAACUUUUUUAAGAAAGAACAAUUUGAAUAGGCAUUUGUAUAAUCACACUGGUGAAAAGCCAUUCAAAUGUUAUGUUUGUAUGAAAGUAUUUGUACGUAAAUCUAGUUUGAACAAACAUUUUCUUAACCACACUGGGGAAAAGCCUUUCAAAUGUGAUGUUUGUUUGAAACCGUUUUCCUAUAAACACAACUUAAUUCUACAUAAACGCAGACACACAGGAGAAAAGCUAUUCAAGUGUGAUAUUUGUUCGAAAUAUUUUGUUUGUAAAAAUAGUUUGAACAAACAUUUUCGUUGUCACACAGGGACGAAACCAUUCAAAUGUGACAUUUGUUCGAAAUCAUUUUCCUAUAGAAAUGGUUUAAUGACACAUCUACGUAUUCACACAGGGGAAAAGCCAUUCAAAUGCGACAUUUGUUUGAAAACUUUUACACAGAAAAAUAAUUUGAAUACGCAUAUGCGUAGACACACUGGAGAAAAGCCGUUCAAGUGUGACGUUUGUUUGAAAACUUUUUCACAGAACGCUAGUUUAAUUUCACAUUCACGUAUACACACAGGAGAGAAGCCUUUUAAAUGUGACAUAUGCUCAGAAACGUUCUUACAUAAAAUUCAAAUGACCACACAUUUACAAACCCAUUUUGGGGAAAAACCAUUCAAAUGCGAUAUCUGUGAAAAAACUUUUUCACAAAAAAAUAAUUUAAAUAGACAUUUAUAUAGUCACACCGGAGAAAAGCGAUUCAAAUGUGACGUUUGUCAAAAAAGUUUUUCAAGGAAAAACAGUUUGAAUAAACAUUCGUUUAGUCACAUAGGUGAAGAGCAGUUCAAAUGUGACGUUUGAAACCUUUCAGACAGAAAAUACAAUUGACUACACAUUCACACACUCAUGUUAUAGAAAACCCAUAUUAAUGAAAUUGUUUUCAUAAAAAAUAUACAUCCAUAGAAAAAAAAACUCAAA